UUUGCUUUGCAAUUUGCAUAGUCUACUUGACAUGCGAGUUGCUAUUCUUUUACCCAUGAGAGAAUUAGGAGGAAAAUUUAGUCGGUCGGCAGCACCACAUGUUCCACCUCAACCUCAGAGCUAGGUGGCUAAGCUAUAGGGGGUAAAGGUAAAAGUAACAUCACAUAAAAGAACUGAAGAAGAGCCACGUAUCCCAACCAGUCAGACAACAGAGAGAGCAGCAGCAGCACAUUUUGAUUUUUGAAAUUUGAACUCUUGAAUAGAGGAAGGAAUUGCAGUGAGGAGUCAGGAGAGCCCUGAGCACUUCCUGCUGGCUUCUGUUACGAUUGGAAGCGAAAAAGAGCAAGAUGAGCGAAACAGAGAAGAACCCACAGUUUGAAAUUUGAAGAGACAGGGCAAGAGAAAUGGAAAGAAAAGAAAAAGGCGUGGAGAGAGGAGGGAAAGGCAAAAAGCAACGAGAGUUGGACGAUAGCAAAAAGUUCAAACGCGGGAUUAUACAACUAGGGAAAAGAGGAGGCCCAUCUACUCCAUCGUCCACUUGGAGGCUCGAGUUCUCUUCUCUAAAUGGAAGUAACAGCAACAACCCUGUUCGAGAAUUCCUCAAUACCACCACUACCGUUUCUGCUAGAAAGCUGUGUGCCAACCUUUGGGAGAUUCAGCCCCAGCUCCAACUAUCACUUUCUAAAAUGAGCAAGAAAAUUGGUCCUAAAGGAGCUCGCUGUGGCCACCACAAGUCCAACAAGCCUCUUGAGCUUCGCACUCAUUUGGUCGACCCUCCUAAUAACUCACAUGAUCAGCCAGCAAGUGCAAGUCCCUCAAGAACACAUGUUGCGCAAUCAUUGAUGCAACACCAUCGAUCAGUUGAUAGAAACAGUCACGCACUACAGCCCUUAUCUUCUGCAAGUUGUGGUAGCUCAAUGGAGGUGGCGCCUUGUAACCCUAGGGGGUCUUCCAGUAGUUCUUUGGAUUUUAAGGGCAGGAUGGGUGAGUCAAGUUAUAGCCUUAAGACAUCAACAGAAUUACUCAAGGUACUCAAUCGGAUUUGGAGUCUUGAAGAACAGCAAGCAUGCAAUUUGUCGCUGUUAAAAUCUUUAAAAAUGGAACUAGAUCGUUCUCGAUCACAAAUAAAGGAGUUGCUAAAAGAGAAACAAACUAAUGGGCGAGAAAUAGAUGGCUUAAUGAAGCAAGUUGCAGAGGAUAAAGUUGUUAGGAAGAAUAAAGAGCAUGAUCGAAUCAAAGCUGUCAUUCAGUCAGCACGAGAAGAGCUAGAAGUUGAGAGGAAGUUAAGGAAGCACUCAGAAAGCUUGCAUCGGAAGCUAGCUCGAGAGUUUUAUGAAGUGAAAUCAGCUUUCUCUAAUGCUUUAAAAGAACUUGAGAGUGAGAGGAAAGCACGGAUUUUAUUGGAGAACUUAUGUGAUGAAUUUGCUAAGGGAAUAAGAGAUUAUGAACAAGAGGUGCGGUCCCUAAGGCACAAACCUGAGAUGGAUCAUGCUACUAUUGACCGCUUGGUUCUCCAUAUCUCAGAAGCAUGGCUUGAUGAGCGGAUGCAAAUGAAACUGGCAGAAGCUCAAAAUGACCUUACAGAAAAGAAUACAAUUGUUGACAAGUUAAGUCUAGAUAUAGAAACCUUUCUCGAAGCUCGACACUCCAAUGAAUUGAAGAAAGAUGGUAAUUUUGUUAACGAGGCAAUAAAAAAUUGCGCACGGCGGGAGUCCUUUCCACUAAAUGAGGCUGUAAGUGCACCUCGAGGUACUGCUGAUGAAGAAGGUUCUAUUGAGAGCAAUUCUCAUUGUAUUGAGCUAAACAAGAGUAUAGGUAAAAAACGAAACACAGGCAGUUCCAAAAGACGAGGUAAUAACUCUUCAAAAAGCCGUUUCGAGGAAAUAAUGAUUUUGGAUCCCAUGAAGAGAAUGGCCAGUUCAAGGGAAAAUAGUAAGGGCCGUGUUUUGCAUGCGCUAUUGAACUCAAAUGAUGUGAUGGAUAACUUAAUUCGAAAUCAUUCAAUGUCAUCUGAAGGUGAUAAAAUUCAUCCUGAAGGUGAUUUGAAAGAAGAUUCUUGUGUUGAGGAGGUACUUGUAGGACAUGCAAGUCCAGUGCAACAGUGGAUGUCAAAAUUGGCAUCUCCUGAAUUUGGUAAAUCUGAGUCUUCUUUGCAAUUACCAAGAGGCAUAGAGGAAAAUACUUUGAAGGCAAAACUCCUUGAAGCAAGAUUGGAGAGCCAGAAAUCUCGCGCAAAAAUGUCUAGAGCUUCCUCUUAGGAUAUGGGAGAGGUAGAUAUGCCUGAAAUAACAAGGUUUCGUGGAAAGAACCUUUUGUAUGCUUGUAUGGCAAGAUCUUCGCUGACACAUUUUGUACUGCAAUGUUUCUAAUUUCUGCGAUAUAUUAGAUUUUGCACUAGUAAAUUUUGAAAUCACCUUUGUAGAUGUAAAAUGUGUUGGUACCAAGGUGGUAACAUGGAUGAGCUACAAUGUAUCAUGCUAUGAUAUCAGUUGGGUAUUUAAAUCGAUAGUUAAAAGUGUGUUUAUAA
Messenger RNA from Hevea brasiliensis (rubber tree), 2527 nucleotides. RefSeq lists its product as uncharacterized. The record is from RefSeq and is a predicted model, not a curated record. The coding region runs from base 405 to 2258 and encodes 617 amino acids. The transcript is spliced from 3 exons. NCBI's taxonomy places the organism in Eukaryota, Viridiplantae, Streptophyta, Magnoliopsida, Malpighiales, Euphorbiaceae.